GUGGCUCGGAGUCGUACCCCGCGGGGUUGAGUUGGCGUGCGGCGUGGCAUCGAGAAUCGAUCGCGAUCGGUCGAGAUCGCCGGCGUCGGUGCGACACGACGAGGGUAUUGGCGGCGCGGAGACUUGAGCGCGUGGCGUCGCUCCGGUGCCGUUCCGUCGAUGGAGGCGAGAUGAACGCGGCGAUCGCUCGGGAAAUCUCGCAUGGGGAAAGCGGAGGCGCGCGCGAAUCCACGCGAUCGUCCGGAAAUUCGCGCUAAUCGCCGGCGAGUCCGCGAGACGCGGGGCGAGAGACGUUACUGGUUUCCGCUCGCGAUCGACAUGGCGCGCGACGGCGUGGCGUGAAUCGACGAAUGACGAGUGCCGGAGUGAAGACGUGUACGAGCGCGCGAAAGUGACUCGGAAGUUCUUGUUCCCUUUAACGCGCCGCGUCCGACGAUCACGACGGUCCGUGUCGAGUGUCGUCUCCGUCAAUGGUCGCUCUCUUCAGUGCCAUCAAGGGAAUCGCCGGAAUCCUCGUGCGUGGACCAUGGCCGCUGCCGCGAGCAAGGGACACGUGACGCUGCGACGCCUCCUCGUUGUCGUCCUCUCGUUGAUCCUCAACGACCUGCUCGUCGUCCAAGCGGCGCGCGGAUUCAGGCACAACCUCAAGCAAGCUCACAAUCAGAGAGGUCCGUACAGCCUGAGUAAGAGCUUGAAAAAUAGCGGCCUCUUUCCGUCCACGUUCAAUGUCGCCGCGAAAGCAGACAUUUAUGUAAACGCGACGUGCGGUGAGGAGGGCCCAGAGACUUUUUGCAAGCCCUCAGAAUCGUCGAGAUGCGCCGUCUGCGACUCCAGGAGUCCGGAUCCCGGCAAGAGGCAUAACAUCAGCAAUAUCCUCGACUCGAGUCCCGGUAAAUGGUGGCAGAGCCCCACGUUAGCCAGAGGCGACCACUACGACUAUGUGACGAUCCUCCUGGACCUCAAGCAGGUCUAUCAAGUGGAAUACGUGAUAGUGAAGGCCGCGAACUCGCCGAGACCCGCGGCCUGGAUUCUGGAAAGAUCUUUGGACGGCGAGAACUUCCAGCCGUGGCAGUAUUACGCGCCGAGCGAUGAGGAAUGCUGGGCGAGAUAUUCGGUACCGCCCGCCAUGGGCAAACCCGUUUACAAAGCCGACGACGAGGUCAUAUGCACCACCCAGUACUCCAGACCAACCCCCAUGGAGAGCGGCGAGAUCCACACGCACUUGGUGAACGGUCGACCUGGGGCUCUGAACCACAGCGCGACUCUGCAGGAAUUCACCCAGGCCAGAUUCGUGCGGCUCCGUCUUCAGAGUCUCCGACGUAACGGCGAGGCUUUUGCCGACAAGAGGCGUGCCUUUUAUUCGAUAAGGGAAAUCAAUAUCGGAGGACGCUGCCUGUGCUCCGGACAUGCGGCGCGAUGUCGGUACAGCGUCCAGCACGGGCAUCAGGAAUGCGAAUGCGAGCGCCACACGUGCGGCGAAAGAUGCGAAAAAUGCUGCCCCAUGUACAAUCAGAUCCCGUGGAAGCCCGGCACAGCUGGCAAGGGCUUUCACUGCGAGAAGUGCAACUGCAAUGGCCAUGCAACGUCCUGCAAAUACGACCAGGAAGUGGCCGAGAGGAGAAUGUCCAUGGAUAUCCGUGGGAAAUACCGUGGCGGUGGCGUGUGCGUCAAUUGCACGGAACACACGAUCGGUAUCAACUGCGAAAAAUGUGAGGUCGGCUACUACAGGCCGAACGGCGUUGCACCUGAUGCAUCUGAACCCUGCUUGCCCUGCGACUGCAACACACGUGGCAGUACAGGCUACUGCACUCCCGACGAUUCCUACACGCGUAUGGGAAAGGUAGCAGGUGCCUGCGAGUGCAAGCCAGGAUAUUCGGGAUACAGAUGCGAUCAGUGCGCUGCCGGUUAUCGGCAGUUUCCCGAUUGCAUGCCGUGCCCCUGCGACUCCCGCGGGAUUCUGCCGUCCCACGAUUGCGAGGGCGACUGUUUGUGCAAGGCGAACGUCGCCGGGGACUUCUGCGACCGUUGCAAACCCGGAUACUUUGCGCUCACCAAGGACAAUCUUGAUGGGUGCAUGUCCUGCUAUUGCUUCGACGUAGCAGAUCGCUGCACCACCGCGACGCUACGAUACAGCAUGAUUUCUACACUGGAAAACUGGUUGGUGACCGACAUGAACGCGUCCCGGGCGGUCGUUCCCGUCUUAGACACGGACAACGAAUGGCUGACCGUGGCGGCGUUCGACGUCGAGUAUGACAGUCCUUUCUGGCUGGCGCCGCAGAUUUACACGGGGAAUCGCGUAUCCUCGUACGGGAGUAAUCUCACGUACUCCGUUACGUGGGUUGUUAUGCGAGGCGACACCAGUGGUAAACCGACCACGGAGCCCAACGUUAUUCUAGUUGGUAACAAUGGCAUGCGCAUAGCGUACGGCGAGGAACAGUACAAUGGUCAAGAAGCUGAAAUAGCGGUACCUUUACGGGAGCAAGGCUGGUUCCACGUGCGAAGCGACGUUCAGGACAUCCCGACCAGAUUGAGGAGGACCGAGUUCCGCGGCGAUCCCGUGACGAGGGCACAAAUGAUACGUGUCCUCACCGAUCUGAAGUAUCUAAUGAUAAGGGCGCGAUAUCAUUCGGAGCAAAUUGAAGGAAGUCUCCAGUCUGCGAUAUUUACGGUGGGCGAAGUAUCGCCGGACGGCGAAACCAACAAUCUGGUCGAAAUGUGCGAAUGUCCCGGAGGAUACACGGGGAUGUCAUGCGAGAAAUGUGCUUGGGGAUACGUGAACAUGCCAGUCAACAGUUCGGAUCAUCAAGACCAUCACAUAUGUGUAAAGUGUGACUGCAACGGCCACGCGGGCUCCUGCGAUCUCGUGAUGGACGAAUGUGGGAUGUGUGAACAUCAUACGGUAGGCCCGAAGUGUGGUCGUUGUGCUACGGGAUAUUACGGUAUCGCAACAAGAGGCACCAGCGAGGAUUGUAAGAAAUGCGCGUGUCCACUUUCCAUCGAGUCUAACAAUUUCAGCCCGAGUUGCCAGCUCGACAAUCCCAUCGAUGCAAAUAGCGGAUACGUGUGCACGCAAUGUCCCGAGGGAUACACCGGAGAUCAUUGUGAAAGUUGUGACGUAGGAUUCUAUGGCAAUCCUCUGAUACAUGGCGGCACUUGCGAACGGUGUCCUUGCAACGGUGGUGCCUGCGACCAGGAAACGGGUCGCUGUUUAGAGUGCCGCGGCAAUACCGAGGGUUGGAAGUGCGAAAGAUGCAAGGAGACGCAUUUUGGAAAUCCUCUGGAACAAAAUUGCAUGCCAUGCAAUUGCUCUCCCCUCGGCAGCAAUUCGACUCAGUGCGAGCAGACGACCGGUCAGUGUCCCUGCGGACCUUUGUUCACCGGUCGUGACUGUUCCUCCUGCAUCGAAGGUUACGGGAACGUGACCGCAGGUUGUCGGGAAUGCGACUGCGACGUGGGUGCCGUCGACGGGCUCUGCGAUUCUGUAAGCGGCGUGUGCAGGUGCGCGCCGGGCGUCGUCGGCUUCCGGUGCGAUCGCUGCGACGUGGACCACUACGGCUUGUCGGCGGACGGUGGCUGCAAAGGUAAGUGCCGCCAUCGGUAUGCGCAUGCUUUUUCUGGAUUCUACUAUCUGGCCCUGACUCUUUUGCGAUACAAAGUAAGCCCGCCGUGUUUUAUCAUCGCAUUGCUACGGGAAGACGUUCACCUCCGAGGAACUUGUUUCUCUCGUCCGAAAGGGAAGAAAAUUCGAUUAAAAUAACAAGUAAUACACGGUUUUAAAAUUAAAAUAUUGCACGCAAAUUGUUUAAGAAUAAUUAUUACAGGAACUGAUCAUACAUUUUAGAUCGUUUACUUUAGAUCGUUAUUAGAA
Molecule: messenger RNA, 3868 nt
Organism: Vollenhovia emeryi
Lineage: Eukaryota; Metazoa; Arthropoda; Insecta; Hymenoptera; Formicidae
Product: laminin subunit alpha-1-like
Exons: 13
Coding region: 527-3757 (1076 amino acids)
Source: RefSeq, a predicted model, not a curated record